Messenger RNA from Aedes aegypti (yellow fever mosquito), 2252 nucleotides. RefSeq names its product zinc finger protein 883. Bases 127 to 2148 code for a protein of 673 amino acids. The record is from RefSeq and is a predicted model, not a curated record. The transcript is spliced from 3 exons. NCBI's taxonomy places the organism in Eukaryota, Metazoa, Arthropoda, Insecta, Diptera, Culicidae.
AAAUCUUUUCUCAUUUCGCAUCGCGUUUUCAUUUUGAGCAUCAUCGGAGGAGGAAUUUGAGCGGAGCUUGGAUUUUAUUUUCCCAGUUUAAUGUUCCCCGUUUGAUUGUUCUUGUGUCGUAAGUGGAUGUUCAACGGCAGCAGAAUGCCUCCGGAAACGAUAAACCAGACGAUGGAGCUGACGGACCGCACUUGCCGGCUGUGUUUGGCCAAUGACCAGGAAAUUACCCCAAUGGUGGACGCGCUCAGUCUGGACGAGAUGAAAAAUGUUGUCGAUGGUUUACUCAAGAUUGACCUUAACAAUUGUGGACCAUUUCAGAGUGCGUGCUCGAAUUGCGUGGUGAAAAUUCGACUUAUAGAAAGCAUCCGGACUGAAUUCGAUGGAAGCAACAAAAUAUUCGAUGUUAUGUGGACUCAGUACAAACGAAUUCACUAUCCGGAGCCGAUUCCGACCCCGAAGAAAGGCCGCCCAAAGUUGGAAAAGAAGAGCCCUCCGUCAACGCAGAAGAUAACGGCAGCUUAUAUCAUUGAUGGGAUGGUCAUCGAAAAUACGGAGAUUGAAUACGUACAGGAUGAAGGAGCAGAAUUUUUCAUCAAAAGCGAAAGCCACGAAGGUCUCAUAAAGCAGGAAGGCGAUCAAGAAUCGGAGAGUGAUAUCAUUACUGGAGAUGAUGACCAUCACACGAUGGAUGAAACCGUCGAGGAAGAGUACGUUUAUGAGGAGGUCCCCAUGGAGGACGACAAUCGCAUGCAAGAGGAAUAUCUGACCGAAGAGGUGAAGGAAGAUGACCAGAGGAAGGCCCCAGAAGAACAAAAAGAUGAAGCAAUGAAAGAAGUCCCCACAGAGGAAGACACCGGUUAUUACGACAAGACCAUUCCCUGUUGCUACAUCUGCUUGGACCGUUUCGAUCAUUUUGGUGAAGUUUCAGCUCAUUUGGUGGAUGCUCACGCAGAUAUGCUUCCGUUCCAUUGCGACAAGUGUCUGGGAUACUUCGAUACCUUGGAGGAAGUCAACAAGCACCAUAUAUCACACGUUUACGAGUUUGUCUGUCUCUAUUGUCCACGGCGUUACUGUUCGGAACAGUAUUUGGCCAAUCACAACUUGGAUUGCAAGUCUUUCAAGUGUAAUUUGUGCGACGAGACAUUCGAACUUCAAAGCCACCUAAAAGCUCACCAUCGUCAAAUUCAUCCUGCCGAGGCAAGGCAUAGUGGCCGAAAGAGUAACGUUUGUGGCACCUGUGGUAAAGGUUUCACUCAUGCUUGUAAUCUCAUUCGACAUAUGAAAAUAAAACGCUGCGGUAAAGGAGGAAGCGACGACGAUGAACUUAUCGUCAGGAGGAAGAAAAUUAAGCAAGAUCCUGAUGCACCCAUGCUGGACGAAAUCGACGAAGAACGAGACCUUAAGAUUAAACCUCCGCUUACAUGUCAAGUCUGUAGCAAAAAACUGGACAGUAACAGUAGUCUGGCACGUCAUAUCGAGAAAGAACAUCAAGACUUCAAUAUUCCACUCUUUCCGUGUAACAUUUGUCCGAAGAAAUUUACCACCUUCGAAAAGUGUAUUCGUCAUCGAGCUUUCCACAAGAAAUCAAAAAAACAACCACAAUCACAACCACAGAAAGAUCCGAACGAAAACACUUGCAAAAUUUGCAAUAAACAAUUCCGCCUGGAUCAUAUGUUGCUCAAGCAUCUAUCGGAAAUUCACCAGCUGACACUCGAGCUGUUCCACUGCGAUCAGUGCGGAAAGAAGUUCUCCACGGAGCCAAAACUUCGCAAACAUCAAUACAAUACCCAUCGUGAAAACAAAAAUCUUUACGUCUGCUCACACUGUGGUCAAAAGUUCGAAAAGAAACUCACCCUCAAGGAUCACGAAACGAAGCAUUUGAAUGCCCCUGCCUAUCAGUGUGAGAUUUGCUUGAAAACGUUCAUCCACAAGCAUAGUUUGGAUCGCCACGCGUUGGUCCACUCGGAUGAGAAGAACUUUGAGUGCGAAUUUUGCCACAAAACCUUCAAGAGGAACACUACCCUGGUCAUCCACAGACGGAUCCACACCGGUGAGAAACCGUACGAAUGUGUCCCUUGCGGCCAACGGUUUAUCGAUUCCAGCACUCUGAUCAAGCACAGGCAAAGGAUGCAUCCGAAGGCAGAUUAAUCGAUUGUUACAUUAUAAGUGUAGUGGUAAUUUUAGUGUUUAAAGUAAUCAUACUUUGGCUUACUAAAUCCGAUUAAGAAAAUAAAGCGGUUAUUUUCAAACAG